This is a messenger RNA of Caenorhabditis bovis, 1482 nucleotides long. The record is from the annotation of a GenBank genome assembly. Lineage: Eukaryota; Metazoa; Nematoda; Chromadorea; Rhabditida; Rhabditidae.
AUGCGCGGUGAACGCGCGCACUCGUUCUCGUAUUAUCGAUCGAUAUACGGUCACGACGACGACGGUAACGAGUACGGUGGCGGCGGAUGCGGCGUUGACGGCGCCCUCAAAUACCAUCACCAUUAUCCGCAUCAUAAUUGCAAAGACGAGCAACGCAGGCAAUUGCUGCGGCCUUCGAUAGUGGUCCCAAAUUACGGGAUGAACGGCGCUGGGCCGCCGAGAGUACAGCCACAUCGGAAUCCGUAUGCGGUACGGCAGCCAGCGAGAACUGGGGAAGUUGAGGACGAUGAAAGCAUCAAUUGUUCGCCGUGUUGCGACGAUCCGAAUGUAAGUCGAACCAUCAAGGCUCUUCUACUUGGCCAAAUUCUAUCAGUUUGUCUUUGCGGUACAGGAGUAUCCAGUCAGUUACUCGCCAAUCACGGUGUCAAUGCUCCUGCAGCACAAUCAUUCACCAACUAUUUUCUUCUCUGUUUUGUUUACUGUAUCUCACUGGCGUGCCGUGUUGACGAUGAAGGUCUUGUGUUCGUACUGAGAAAGAGGGGAUGGCGUUAUCUUAUUCUAACCAUUAUCGACGUCGAAGCGAAUUAUUUGAUUGUCAAGGCAUAUCAGUACACAAAUCUAACAUCAAUUCAGCUUCUCGACUGUGCCACAAUUCCAACAGUUCUUUUCCUGUCAUGGCUUUUCUUGUCUGUUAGGUACCUCGCUUCACAUAUCAUAGGUGUUACAAUUUGCAUCAUAGGAAUUGCAUGUGUCAUUUGGGCCGAUGCUCUUGGAGACAAAGGCGCUCUAGAAGGCGGUUCCAAUAAGGUUCUUGGCGACGUUCUUUGUCUAACCGCUGCUGCUUUAUACGCAGUUUGCAACGUCGCCGAGGAGUUUCUCGUCAAACAGCAUUCAAGAACAGAAUACCUCGGAAUGCUCGGACUCUUCGGCUGCAUUGUCUCCGGAAUUCAAUUAGCAAUCUUCGAACAAGAAGCAUUGGCAAAAAUUCAUUGGGAUGGUCCAACAAUAGGAUGUUUUGCACUUUUCGCUUUUUCCAUGUUCAUAUUCUACUCAUUUGUUACUGUAGUUCUCCAGAAAACGAGUGCCUUAAUGUUCAAUUUAGCCACAUUAACCGCCGAUUUCUAUUCACUUCUUUUCGGUAUUUUUAUGUUUAAUGACAAGUUCCACUAUUUAUAUUUUGUUUCGUUUAUUAUUUGCAUAGUUGGCUCAGUGAUUUAUUCAAUGCGAGAGACACAGAUAGAAUUUUUUAAAUCAAAAUUGUCGCGAUUAAAGGUUCGCGAUGCCGAUGAGCCUCGACGCGUCUGUCCUUGCCUCUUCUAUUGUUGCUGCUGUUGCGGGUGCUGCUUUGAAGACGACGAUAGUACAGAAGGAUCACUAACGAUCUCGCCGACACCCAACGAGAGAAUGCAAAUGGGCCUCAACCCGCGCGCAUCAAUGAGCCCGUGUCCGGUGCACGGCGGCAGCACAUUCUCGCGUCUUUAG